This is a messenger RNA of Branchiostoma floridae (Florida lancelet), 1794 nucleotides long. Its product is annotated as D-alanyl-D-alanine carboxypeptidase-like. The transcript has 5 exons. The record is from RefSeq and is a predicted model, not a curated record. Lineage: Eukaryota; Metazoa; Chordata; Leptocardii; Amphioxiformes; Branchiostomatidae. The coding region runs from base 227 to 1768 and encodes 513 amino acids.
UAUGAAACCUGUACCAAGAUGUAUGUCCUUUAACUCUUGUCCAUAGUUAUGCUCUCCAAACCAGCAUGUGCACCGUCCCGAAGGAAACAUGAGAGUUUGCAGCUGUUACAAUGUCCACCAAGGCACACCCAUAAGGUCACAAUGAGUCAUAGACUCGUGACUCAACAAACACAGAAUGUUUGUUUCAAGCUGAUAACUUAUACUCAUAGGUCUGUAGUAGCGUAAGAUGGCAGCUCUCGUGAAUGUGGUCCUUGUGGUUUGCUUUAUGAUAGUCGCGCAGGUCUCAACCAUGACCAGCCCAGAUCUACAGCAGAGGCUACAGGAUCUCGACACUUUCAUCCAGAACCUGAUGACAUGUGAGUCCAGGCUUGUAGUCGGACUGACCGUGUCCGUGGUCAAGGACGGCCAGACCGUUUUCGCCAAGGGGUACGGCCAAAGGGACCUGCAGACUGGACAAGCUGUGGACAACAGGACUCUCUUCGGAGUCGGCUCCAUCUCCAAGUCCUUCACCUCAGCCCUGUUAGCGGCCAUUCUCGGGGAGAGGGAAGACGUGAGCUGGGACACCGUCCUGACGGACAUCCUGGGGCCGUCCUUCAGGUUCAGGGACCUGUUCCGUACCGAAAAAGCGACCCCGAGAGACCUUCUAGCCCACAAAAUCGCACUGGAAAACCCAUGGUACGUCGCCGUAAUAAUGGGACAAGACAUCGACAGAUCGGAGUUUGCACGACGAAUGCGGUACUACAGGGAGAUCUACCCAUUCCGCACCACCUUCCGUUACAAUGACGUCAUGUACACGCUGGCCGCUCACGUCGCCGAAAAGCUCGCCGGAAAACCCUUUGAGACCCUACUGCGAGAGCGAAUCCUACAGCCACUGGGCAUGAACGACACGGUGUACUUAGCCUAUUGGCUGUUCCCACCAUCAGCACUGGUGGCACAGAAGAUCAAGGAGGUUAAAAAAGAGAUCAACAACAUGUGUACAGAUAAGAGGUCUGUCAAGUUACAUCUUCCAGCAGCGGGCGUAGUGUCCAACGCCUUGGACAUGGCCCGGUACAUGAAGUUCCAUCUCAGCGGGGGGAGGGACACGACCGGCCGCCUGGUGGUCUCGGAGGACACCUUACGGCAGACCCAAACCGCGAGCGCCGUCAUGUCCUCGUACUGGGACAAAGUCGAACCGUACUGGCCGGUAGAAGCGUGGCUGACGCAAGGCUAUGGGCUGGGUUUGUCUACCGGUUCCUAUAGAGGUAAGGACCACUGGCUGAAUGCCACCACAGGCUGCACGUAUCCUGCACCUUGGUGGGCGACACGGCAGACCAGGAGCACAGCCGUCCCUAAAAUCUCGCCCAACUUCCCGCGAGACAAACGUGACUACGAAGGUGUCUACGGCAACCAUCCGACAGGCAACUUGACCAUCAGCCUGAAUACGACCGACAACAAGUUAUACUUCAGUCUUGGUUUGAUCGGACGUGGUCUAAUUCUCCCUACCGAGACUGCUAACCAAAUUCUCUUUCGAGCUGAAGAACCGUUAGAGUAUAUCCCCAAUAUUAUUGCCGAUGUAGAAGUAAAAAGUGGAGAGGUAUUCUCUUUAUCGCUGCAAAGCUAUCCUCCCGAACCGCCUGUACUGUUCGAGCGAGGCCUGAAGCUGACAGACCCGGACCCUACAGAGCCGGAGUGGGACGACUGUACAGGUGUCUCCGGCUCUCCCGACCGCACAGCUUUGAGUUACACAUUCGCCUUCUUGCUCUUUUUGGCAUAUAUGUUUACUGUGUAAUCUUAUACCAUGUAUGAGAGAAAAUC